AUGGUGCCUUGGCAAGCAGUCUGGCUGAGCGAGUGGGUUUCACAAUCUUUCCGUCACUCCGUCACUCCCCCUUCCGUCACUCCCCCUUCCGUCACUCCCCCUUCCGUCACUCCCCCUUCCGUCACUCCCCCUUCCGUCACUCCCCCUUCCGUCACUCCCCCUUCCGUCACUCCCCCUUCCGUCACUCCCCCUUCCGUCACUCCCCCUUCCGUCACCCCCCCUUCCGUCACUCCCCCUUCCGUCACUCCCCCUUCCGUCACUCCCCCUUCCGUCACUCCCCCUUCCGUCACUCCCCCUUCCGUCACUCCCCCUUCCGUCACUCCCCCUUCCGUCACUCCCCCUUCCGUCACUCCCCCUUCCGUCACUCCCCCUUCCGUCACUCCCCCUUCCGUCACUCCCCCUUCCGUCACUCCCCCUUCCGUCACUCCCCCUUCCAUCACUCCCCCUUCCGUCACUCCCCCUUCCGUCACUCCCCCUUCCGUCACUCCCCUUCCGUCACUCCCCCUUCCGUCACUCCCCCUUCCGUCACUCCCCCUUCCGCCACCCCCCCUUCCGUCACCCCCCCUUCCGUCACUCCCCCUUCCGUCACUCCCCCUUCCGUCACUCCCCCUUCCGUCACUCCCCCUUCCGUCACUCCCCCUUCCGUCACUCCCCCUUCCGUCACUCCCCCUUCCGUCACUCCCCCUUCCGUCACUCCCCCUUCCGUCACUCCCCCUUCCGUCACUCCCCCUUCCGUCACUCCCCCUUCCGUCACUCCCCCUUCACUCCCCCUUCCGUCACUCCCCCUUCCGUCACUCCCCCUUCCGUCACUCCCCCUUCCGUCACUCCCCCUUCCGUCACUCCCCCUUCCGUCACCCCCCCUUCCGUCACCCCCCCUUCCGUCACUCCCCCUUCCGUCACUCCCCCUUCCGUCACUCCCCCUUCCGUCACCCCCCCUUCCGUCACCCCCCCUUCCGUCACCCCCCCUUCCGUCACUCCCCCUUCCGUCACCCCCCCUUCCGUCACUCCCCCUUCCGUCACUCCCCCUUCCGUCACUCCCCCUUCCGUCACUCCCCCUUCCGUCACUCCCCCUUCCGUCACUCCCCCUUCCGUCACUCCCCCUUCCGUCACUCCCCCUUCCGUCACUCCCCCUUCCGUCACUCCCCCUUCCGUCACUCCCCCUUCCGUCACUCCCCCUUCCGUCACCCCCCUUCCGUCACCCCCCCUUCCGUCACCCCCCCUUCCGUCACUCCCCCUUCCGUCACUCCCCCUUCCGUCACUCCCCCUUCCGUCACUCCCCCUUCCGUCACUCCCCCUUCCGUCACUCCCCCUUCCGUCACCCCCCCUUCCGUCACCCCCCCUUCCGUCACCCCCCCUUCCGUCACUCCCCCUUCCGUCACCCCCCUUCCGUCACUCCCCCUUCCGUCACUCCCCCUUCCGUCACUCCCCCUUCCGUCACUCCCCCUUCCGUCACUCCCCCUUCCGUCACUCCCCCUUCCGUCACUCCCCCUUCCGUCACUCCCCCUUCCGUCACUCCCCCUUCCGUCACCCCCCCUUCCGUCACUCCCCCUUCCGUCACUCCCCCUUCCGUCACUCCCCCUUCCGUCACUCCCCCUUCCGUCACUCCCCCUUCCGUCACUCCCCCUUCCGUCACUCCCCCUUCCGUCACUCCCCCUUCCGUCACUCCCCCUUCCGUCACUCCCCCUUCCGUCACUCCCCCUUCCGUCACUCCCCCUUCCGUCACUCCCCCUUCCGUCACUCCCCCUUCCGUCACUCCCCCUUCCGUCACUCCCCCUUCACUCCCCCUUCCGUCACUCCCCCUUCCGUCACUCCCCCUUCCGUCACUCCCCUUCCGUCACUCCCCCUUCCGUCACUCCCCCUUCCGUCACCCCCCCUUCCGUCACUCCCCCUUCCGUCACUCCCCCUUCCGUCACUCCCCCUUCCGUCACUCCCCCUUCCGUCACCCCCCCUUCCGUCACUCCCCCUUCCGUCACUCCCCCUUCCGUCACUCCCCCUUCCGUCACUCCCCCUUCCGUCACUCCCCCUUCCGUCACUCCCCCUUCCGUCACUCCCCCUUCCGUCACUCCCCCUUCCGUCACUCCCCCUUCCGUCACUCCCCCUUCCGUCACUCCCCCUUCCGUCACUCCCCCUUCCGUCACUCCCCCUUCCGUCACUCCCCCUUCCGUCACUCCCCCUUCCGUCACUCCCCCUUCCGUCACUCCCCCUUCCGUCACUCCCCCUUCCGUCACCCCCCUUCCGUCACUCCCCCUUCCGUCACUCCCCCUUCCGUCACUCCCCUUCCGUCACUCCCCCUUCCGUCACUCCCCCUUCCGUCACCCCCCUUCCGUCACCCCCCUUCCGUCACCCCCCUUCCGUCACUCCCCCUUCCGUCACCCCCCCUUCCGUCACCCCCCCUUCCGUCACCCCCCCUUCCGUCACUCCCCCUUCCGUCACUCCCCCUUCCGUCACUCCCCCUUCCGUCACUCCCCCUUCCGUCACUCCCCCUUCCGUCACUCCCCCUUCCGUCACCCCCCUUCCGUCACCCCCCUUCCGUCACCCCCCCUUCCGUCACUCCCCCUUCCGUCACCCCCCCUUCCGUCACUCCCCCUUCCGUCACUCCCCCUUCCGUCACUCCCCCUUCCGUCACUCCCCCUUCCGUCACUCCCCCUUCCGUCACUCCCCCUUCCGUCACUCCCCCUUCCGUCACUCCCCCUUCCGUCACUCCCCCUUCCGUCACUCCCCCUUCCGUCACUCCCCCUUCCGUCACUCCCCCUUCCGUCACUCCCCCUUCCGUCACUCCCCCUUCCGUCACUCCCCCUUCCGUCACUCCCCCUUCCGUCACUCCCCCUUCCGUCACUCCCCCUUCCGUCACUCCCCCUUCCGUCACUCCCCCUUCCGUCACUCCCCCUUCCGUCACUCCCCCUUCCGUCACUCCCCCUUCCGUCACUCCCCCUUCCGUCACUCCCCCUUCCGUCACUCCCCCUUCCGUCACUCCCCCUUCCGUCACUCCCCCUUCCGUCACUCCCCCUUCCGUCACUCCCCCUUCCGUCACUCCCCCUUCCGUCACUCCCCCUUCCGUCACUCCCCCUUCCGUCACUCCCCCUUCCGUCACUCCCCCUUCCGUCACUCCCCCUUCCGUCACUCCCCCUUCCGUCACUCCCCCUUCCGUCACUCCCCCUUCCGUCACUCCCCCUUCCGUCACUCCCCCUUCCGUCACUCCCCCUUCCGUCACUCCCCCUUCCGUCACUCCCCCUUCCGUCACUCCCCCUUCACUCCCCCUUCCGUCACUCCCCCUUCCGUCACUCCCCCUUCCGUCACUCCCCCUUCCGUCACCCCCCUUCCGUCACUCCCCCUUCCGUCACUCCCCCUUCCGUCACUCCCCCUUCCGUCACUCCCCCUUCCGUCACUCCCCCUUCCGUCACUCCCCCUUCCGUCACUCCCCCUUCCGUCACUCCCCCUUCCGUCACUCCCCCUUCCGUCACUCCCCCUUCCGUCACUCCCCCUUCCGUCACUCCCCCUUCCGUCACUCCCCCUUCCGUCACUCCCCCUUCCGUCACUCCCCCUUCCGUCACUCCCCCUUCCGUCACUCCCCCUUCCGUCACUCCCCCUUCCGUCACUCCCCCUUCCGUCACUCCCCCUUCCGUCACUCCCCCUUCCGUCACUCCCCCUUCCGUCACUCCCCCUUCCGUCACUCCCCCUUCCGUCACUCCCCCUUCCGUCACUCCCCCUUCCGUCACUCCCCCUUCCGUCACUCCCCCUUCCGUCACUCCCCCUUCCGUCACUCCCCCUUCCGUCACUCCCCCUUCCGUCACCCCCCUUCCGUCACCCCCCCUUCCGUCACCCCCCUUCCGUCACUCCCCCUUCCGUCACCCCCCUUCCGUCACCCCCCUUCCGUCACCCCCCCUUCCGUCACUCCCCCUUCCGUCACUCCCCCUUCCGUCACUCCCCCUUCCGUCACUCCCCCUUCCGUCACUCCCCCUUCCGUCACUCCCCCUUCCGUCACUCCCCCUUCCGUCACCCCCCUUCCGUCACCCCCCUUCCGUCACCCCCCUUCCGUCACCCCCCUUCCGUCACCCCCCUUCCGUCACUCCCCCUUCCGUCACUCCCCCUUCCGUCACUCCCCCUUCCGUCACUCCCCCUUCCGUCACUCCCCCUUCCGUCACUCCCCCUUCCGUCACUCCCCCUUCCGUCACUCCCCCUUCCGUCACUCCCCCUUCCGUCACUCCCCCUUCCGUCACUCCCCCUUCCGUCACUCCCCCUUCCGUCACUCCCCCUUCCGUCACUCCCCCUUCCGUCACUCCCCCUUCCGUCACUCCCCCUUCCGUCACUCCCCCUUCCGUCACUCCCCCUUCCGUCACUCCCCCUUCCGUCACUCCCCCUUCCGUCACUCCCCCUUCCGUCACUCCCCCUUCCGUCACUCCCCCUUCCGUCACUCCCCCUUCCGUCACUCCCCCUUCCGUCACUCCCCCUUCCGUCACUCCCCCUUCCGUCACUCCCCCUUCCGUCACUCCCCCUUCCGUCACUCCCCCUUCCGUCACUCCCCCUUCCGUCACUCCCCCUUCCGUCACUCCCCCUUCCGUCACUCCCCCUUCCGUCACUCCCCCUUCCGUCACUCCCCCUUCCGUCACUCCCCCUUCCGUCACUCCCCCUUCCGUCACUCCCCCUUCCGUCACUCCCCCUUCCGUCACUCCCCCUUCCGUCACUCCCCCUUCCGUCACUCCCCCUUCCGUCACUCCCCCUUCCGUCACUCCCCCUUCCGUCACUCCCCCUUCCGUCACUCCCCCUUCCGUCACUCCCCCUUCCGUCACUCCCCCUUCCGUCACUCCCCCUUCCGUCACUCCCCCUUCCGUCACUCCCCCUUCCGUCACUCCCCCUUCCGUCACUCCCCCUUCCGUCACUCCCCCUUCCGUCACCCCCCUUCCGUCACUCCCCCUUCCGUAA
This is a messenger RNA of Closterium sp. Yama58-4, 4920 nucleotides long. NCBI's taxonomy places the organism in Eukaryota, Viridiplantae, Streptophyta, Zygnematophyceae, Desmidiales, Closteriaceae. The record is from the annotation of a GenBank genome assembly.